This is a messenger RNA of Trichosporon asahii var. asahii CBS 2479, 1143 nucleotides long. RefSeq lists its product as uncharacterized. The record is from RefSeq and is a predicted model, not a curated record. NCBI's taxonomy places the organism in Eukaryota, Fungi, Basidiomycota, Tremellomycetes, Trichosporonales, Trichosporonaceae. Gene Ontology annotation, molecular function: phosphatase activity. The coding region runs from base 1 to 1143 and encodes 380 amino acids. The transcript is spliced from 5 exons.
AUGUCGCUCCUUCGCUCCUCCCGUGUUGCUAGCGGCUCGCUCCGCACCGCCACCCGCGGCUUCACCUCCUCCGCCAUCCGCAGGGACCACUUCCUGAACGCGUCCGACUCCGAGUUCAAGGCUCGUUGCGUCGAUGACAAGUCGGACAAGCCUGUCCUCGUUGACUUCUAUGCUACCUGGUGCCAGCCGUGCCGCGUUCUGACCCCGCUGCUGAAGGAGGUCACCGAGCCGGGAAGCGGAUACGACCUGAUGACGAUCAACGUCGACGACCACCCCGACCUCGCGGGUCAGUUCAAGGAUCAAGGCGCUCCUGAUCGACCUGAACGGCACGCUGCACGUCGGCAAGGAGCUGACUCCGCGUGCUGCGCAGGCCGUGGACCGUCUCCGCAAAGCCAAGAUCCCCUUUGUGUUCUGGAGUCAGAGCCGCGCCUCCUGAAGAAGUUGGGGGCUAUGGGUCUGUCGGCGACGCAGGACGAGCUCAUCACGAGUAUCGGCGCGUGCCGUGCGCUAUGCGAGAAGAGGGGACUUCGGUACGUCCUCUUUGCUCCUCUUCCCACUGACAACAGUCCAUACCUGUUACUCUCGCCCGAAGCAGCCGAGGAGUUCGCCAACGUCCCCACAUCCCCACCAUACGAUGCGGUCGUGAUCGGCCUGCACCCCCCGUCCUUCGCUUACGAGCCGCUGAACACGGCCUUCCGCGUGCUCACGGGCGAGCCGCUGCGCGACGCCCAGCCCGCAGACAGGAAGCCCGUGCUCAUCGCGCCCCACACGGCCGCAUACCUCCAGGCCCCGGCCGAGGGGCCGUUCCCCGCCGGCCUGUCGCUGGGUAUUGGCGCGUAUGUCGCUGCAUUGGAGACAGCGGCGAACACACAGGCCGAGGUGGUGGGGAAGCCGACGCGGGCGUUCUUCGAGCUCGCACUUGAGAAACUUGGUCUGCAGAAAGACGUGGAAAAGGGCGAGGUGGCCAUUGUCGGGGACGAUGUCAAGAAUGACCUCGGCGCUGGCGCGAGAGAGUUGGGCCUGCAGAGGGUGCUUGUAAAGACGGGCAAGUACCGGCCCGGCGACGAGGACGGCGCUCAGCCCGAUCGGGUGCACGAGACAUUCGCCGAUUUCGUCGAUGCGCUCCUCCAGGAGCAUGCAUAG